Trichomonas vaginalis G3 is the source of this 1767-nucleotide messenger RNA. Its product is annotated as guanyl-nucleotide exchange factor protein. The transcript has a single exon. Gene Ontology annotation, molecular function: protein binding; guanyl-nucleotide exchange factor activity. The record is from RefSeq and is a predicted model, not a curated record. The coding region runs from base 1 to 1767 and encodes 588 amino acids. Lineage: Eukaryota; Parabasalia; Trichomonadida; Trichomonadidae. Gene Ontology annotation, biological process: small GTPase-mediated signal transduction.
AUGUCGAUGAAUUCAUCUUCAUCACCUCAUGGUCAAACAUUGAUUCCCAAAUCAGCUUCCGCUCCACAAAAUAUCCCAGAAGAUAUUUCUGAGCAGAGAAGCCAAUGGAUUUCCAAAUUAUUAAGCGAAAACCCUCAGCUCCUUGCAUUAAGAGAACGCGUUCUGCCAUGGACAGGUGGUUACUCAUUUGCAAAUGUGGUUCAUACCGAUACAACAGCUGUUCUUUCUCACGUAAAUAGAUAUGUUAUCCUCGAGCUUGUUUUUCAGCACCUAAACGCUAUUGGCAUGCACAGGACUGCUGAAAUGCUCCAAAAUGAAUGCGGACAUGAAUUUCAACACGUUGAUCAACCGUGGGACAAAACAGAUUUAUUACUUUUAGUUUCAUUAGGAGUUUUACCUCGCGAGGAUCCAUGGGAAAUUUCUCCAGAUCCACACCAUCAAUAUGUCGAAGAAUCUCUUGAAGAAGAUUUCUUUGCUUCACCCUAUCGCGAAGAUCCGAAAUUGAUUUGGCAGGAACUAUUAGAUCCAGAACUCAAUGUACAGUACGAAGGUGCCACUCAUACGUUCCCAUACCUCAAGGCUGCCUCAAUGAAACGAUUUGUAGUUCUUUUCGCUACAGCUCCACCAGCUCAGUUACCUGAUGAUGAACUCUACAAGUUUUUCCUUACAUUGCAUUCAAUUACUUCUUCAUAUCAUUUCUUCCAGCACCUUUGCGCCUUAUUCGACUGCCAUUUACUUGAGCCUGAUACUCCAGAGCAGAAGCAGAAGAUCUUGGAAAUGCAAUCUCAGCUCAGAGUCUCAGUUAUCAACCUUAUCAAGAAAUGGACAUCAUUCCACGGACUUUUCAUCGGUAGAAAGACACUAAAAUCGAUCGGACACUUUUUACGUAAAAUAGAAGAUGAUCAAGAGAACAUGCAAAAUAUUAUGCGUUAUGCCAAGCCAAUUUUGGCCCAAUUACCAAACCUCCAGUACGGAAAGAAGGUAGGUGUUCUUCCACCACCUUCCGAACCUCCAAUUAUUGACAACGCCCAAAUUAUUUUCAAACCAACUCUGAAAUUAACAGAACCGAACCCACAAGAGGUCGCCAGGCAGAUUACAUUGCUUUUCCAUGCUGCAUUCAAGGCUGUCCACUCCAGAGAAUUCGUUGUUGCCCUUUCCGAACAAAAAAUUUCUCAUCAAACCCCAACAUUAGCCGAAUUCUUCGAUUUCGGAGAUAGAUUGACAUUAUUAAUUUUAGAUACGAUUGUCAAUGCUCCUAACAACGAUCAUGUCGGUGCAAUUUCGAGAUUCCUCGAUAUCGCUUACCAUUUAACAGUAACUUUAUCCAAUUUCGAUGCAGCAGCCUGCAUAAUGCGUGCUCUCAAGGAUCCUGAGAUCAACAACCUCUUCUUCCUUACAGAUAAAGACCUUUGUCGCCGUCGCGAUGAAAUUUGCGACCACUGCGGAGAAAACUCAACGAAAUUGACUGAUUACAACUCGAUUGUUCGCUCCAAGUUCGAUGCAUGGAAGGCCACAAUUCCUAACCUCCGUGUUGAGUUAGUUUCAGUUCCAAUUGACAAAGCACCGAGUUUCAAAGACGGACUCAUUAACUGGGAAAAAAGAAGGGGAAUUUCUGAGAAAACAAUGGUUCUCUACAGGUUCCAGAACACUCCUUACAACUACUCUGUCAUUCCCCAGAUACAGCACGUAGUUAACAACGGGCCUUCGAUGACUGAGAAACAGAUCAGAGACAAGAUCGAUUUAAUAAGAAAAGGACUCAAUAAGUAA